AUGGCUACUAGUAGACAUAGUAGAAAUGGGGUCAAUUCAAUAAGUGUUGGGGACAUGGUGUAUAAAGAACCUAGGAAACUCCAACAAGAGGUAUGCUUGCACUUCAUUAGACAUUUUUCAGAGGAAUGGAAAUGUAGACCAUCACUUGAUUGUGUCUUCAAAAUAGUAAGGAGCAGUCAAGCUUUUGAAAUGCUAGAAGUAGAAUUUUUAGAGGAUGAGAUAUGGGCAGCCAUCGAAAAUUGUGAAGGAAACAAGGCUCCAGGUCCAGAUGGGUUUAAUCUUUUAUGCUACCAGAAGCAUUGGAAGAAAAUGAAGGGAGAUUUGAUCCAAUUCAUGAAGGACCUUCACACUCAUGGUAAAUUGGUCAGAGCAAAUGAGGUGGCUGAUGGGUGGAAAAAGGCAAAGAGGAAGGGUGUGAUAUUAAAGCUUGAUUUUGAAAAGGCCUGUGAUUCAAUCAAUUGGGAAUUCCUCUUCUUAAUGUUGUCAAGAUUUGGUUUUAGAGAUGAACUAGAAGUAGUUAAUAUUAAAAGAAUCCUAAGAUGUUUUGAACUUAUAUCUGGGUUGAAAAUAAAUUUUCACAAGAGUGUGGUUUGUGAAGUAGGUGUGGAGGAUGAUAUUCUAACAGAUCUUGUUGUCAAACUUAAUUGUAAGAUUGGCUCAUUACCAUUGAAUUAUCUUGGGCUUCCUAUGGGGGCAAAUCCUAGUAGGAGGAGGACAUGGAAAUUAGUCCUCGAUAAAGUUAAAGCUAGCCUAGCGGGUUGGAAGAGAAGGAUGUUGUCAUUUGCUAGUAGGUUGAUUGUGAAUAAGUUAGUCUUAUUAUGCUUACCUAUCUACUACUUAUCUCUAUUUAGAGUUAAAUGGGAGAAGAUGACUAUUGAUCAAGGAGUUUUGGGCAUUAGGAAGGUUAGAAUUGCCAAUUCUUGUUUGUUAUUGAAGUGGUGGUGGAGAUUUGCUUGUGAGACAAAUGCACUAUGGAGGAGAGUGAUUUGUAGUAAACAUAAUAUUGAGGAGUGUUGCUAG
This is a messenger RNA of Camellia sinensis, 1020 nucleotides long. Lineage: Eukaryota; Viridiplantae; Streptophyta; Magnoliopsida; Ericales; Theaceae. The record is from RefSeq and is a predicted model, not a curated record.